Molecule: messenger RNA, 9435 nt
Organism: Pseudomyrmex gracilis
Lineage: Eukaryota; Metazoa; Arthropoda; Insecta; Hymenoptera; Formicidae
Gene: gw
Product: trinucleotide repeat-containing gene 6C protein
Exons: 16
Coding region: 499-6708 (2069 amino acids)
Biological process (GO): miRNA-mediated gene silencing by inhibition of translation; positive regulation of nuclear-transcribed mRNA poly(A) tail shortening
Cellular component (GO): nucleoplasm; P-body
Molecular function (GO): RNA binding; protein binding
Source: RefSeq, a predicted model, not a curated record
GCCUCUUCCGUUUUUCAAUACAGGCAUCUCGUUUCCCUCCUUCUCUCUCUCUCUCUCUAUCUCUUUCUAUCUCUUCUAGCUUUUCCUUUUCUGUCUCUAUAUCUCGAUGCUGCUGCUCGCGCCACUGCGUACCUCGUGAACUCCGUUCUUCGAGAAGUGCGUCGCGUGCUGUUCGCGUAGUGUGACGUUUGCUGCUUCGUGCUCUCCUCGAUCAGCAGAGGCGAAACGGAGGCGCCUCGAAGUGGUGGGCAUUACCGAGGACGGUUCGAACGUAAAUAAUGUCGUUUUAUCGAAUGUUCGUGCGUCGUCGUGCGAUGUUCCCCUCUGUCGCGUCUGUCGUCGUCGCCAUCGGAUCGAUUUAAGCUGAUCUUUACGCACGAAAUUUCCGAAAGAAAACGGGAACGAUCUCCACUAACAUGGAGUUAAGAGCGCACUGAUAGUGUUAGUUUAUGAGAUCUUGGUUUCUAUGCAUUGCCUGCCAAAGAAGAACUGAGCCCAAUGUUUCCACACAAUUCUAGUUCACAUGAGAUUUUUACUGAAACAAAUGCCUUCGUACAAAAUUCCAUGUGGGAUGUAGUAGUAUUAGAAGAAAACAGUCUGGAUGGGGUGGGAGAAGAGGAAGGAUCCGAGCACACGAGGUACUGUGAUAUCGAAUCGAUAGCAAACAGCAGCACGAUGGCAGCACCUAUUAGCCAUCCCCAAGCUACCGCCGCCAAUGACUUUUCAACCGUCCUGCCGUACCACGCUGGUGAGUUCAACUCAACUGGCAUAGGUAAGGCCUGCCAGUCACUGGCGCCAGCAACCACAAAAUACCCAACAAAUCACCUUCUAAUCUGCGAUAAUAAUAAUAAUAAUCACAACAAUGCAGAACAUAAUCAUCACAAGUACAGAAAGCAAAACACACCGGGCUUGCUUGGUAUGCUGGGCAGCUCCGCCAAUAACUCUAAGUCUACUCGUAAGACAUUAAGUGAUAAUAAGACUAGUACAUAUUGCGUUAGGAUAUAUGUUAAUUCGCAACUUGUAUGGGAAGCGUGCCGCACCGUUGGGGUACCUAGCCUAGUUAGGAUACUCAAGUCUGAUAGUCCCCUACGGUUCGUCCUCCCUAACUCUGAUGACAAUUACUCUUCAGUAGGGUCCUGCCUUGAUUUAGGCGACAACAAUACAUGUAAGAUUAAUUUUAGUAAUGUAAGUAAUAACAACUCCAAGUCUGUGAUAUUGCUCAGCUCAACCAGUUACAGUAACCAUUACCUCCUCUUUAGUGGUGGCUCUGACAAGAUAGCUACUGUUAUCCCGACACUUUGUCUUAAGAGAGACAAUUCCACCACCACAUCGAAUAGAAUGAAACUACUAGGUGAUAAGUACGCCCUAGUUACCAGUUUUGCUCAGAGCUCCAGACUGCUUGCAAACGAUAUAAUUCUGGACGAUUCUGACAUCCAAGUCGCGCUGAGAGAUACGGUAGACGAGAUAGAAGACACAAGACAUCGGCAAUUGCAUUUUAACCAUCAGACACUGGUGUCUAUUAUCUUCUAUUCUCGGACUUUCGCAAUGUACGCCGCCAGUUCUUCCAUUACGCUUAUCGUUUCCAGAAACGAAGUAAUUGACCACACUUUGCGAUCUUUCCUGAAAAAUCUCACACGAUAUGUAUAUGUACAAUCUUCUAUUUCUCCACUAUGUAAUGUCACUGUGACCGAGCUGAUGCAACACAUAUGUGUUCCACUAUUAAUACUAUGUAAAAGUAAGAAUUACGACAUUGGUAAUAAUUAUAAUGAAUAUUAUAGUAACAAGUACCGUAACGUUAGUAUUGAAGAAGAAAUUAAUAUUAAUAAUCAUAAUUCAGAUGUUAUUGGAAACAUUGUUGACAUCGCUGUGUGCUACAAGACUAGUGUAAUGACUACUGAUGUUAGGAUCUUAGGGUCUCAAAAGGAUGGUAUUAGCUGUACCGAAGUAACAAUAUUUACUGUUGGUGCUCUUUUAUUUCAGGAUAACACUAAGCCUCUAAACACUUGUUUUAGGAUUAGUAGAUAUAGGGGAUUGAUAGGUACCGAUCGCGAAUCUAAUUCUACCAUUAAGUCUGUAUCUAGGUCUACGCUAAGCGAUAAGUGUAGUUACGUUAAGUUUGAAAUAUCUCAUGCCGCUCUACUUGACGAAUCUGACAACAGAAAGCAAGUUAAGUUGACUGUCAACAUUCCUAUAACGACUACCUGCAAGCCUACGAUGACGCUUACAUGCCAAUCAGCCACCGUCGCAUCCCAAACAAUUCUUGUACCUGUAUCUCGGGCGGAAUGUCGCACGAACGACAAUGACAUGCGAUUGGAAUAUUUCGAUAUACUCCAAAAUGACCAAAUAUGUAUCCGUAAUAUGUUGCUAAGUCAUACAAAUGAUCUUAAUAAGAGUCACUCGCGUCGUUAUGAUGCGACUAAAUUUAAUGAUGCGCAAAUUUAUGCUAUUGACAAGCUCAAAGCUAUUGCAACAUCGAAAGAGAACGCUCAGUUGAUCUGCAAACAUGACCGAGAUACUCUUAGACGCGACCGAAGUCGUAAUGACAAUUCUAACGAUUACGAAGAUGAAGCCACUACUUACAACGGCAACGAACAUUUCACUGAAACGCCUACGUUGAAAUCGUUGGCCUUGAAAAUAUCACGUGCAUUACUUCCUUCCUUCCUCGAACCAACGGACGAAGCCGUUUACAAAUUUAGAAAGUAUCUUGAGAACAUGAGAUUGAGAAGACUGCUGCAUCAUGGAAUCGCGAACUGCGAAAUUAUUAAAAACUAUAAAACACGUUGGGGUAUUCCAAUAACAAUGCGGCUAGUCGGAGGUGGUGAGAAUUCAUUGAACAGCGGAGGGGCUGCCAAUUGGGGGACAACGCAAGCCACUACGCCAAAUAACAACAACACAAAUCAGAGUGGAUGGGGUGGUACACCCGGAAAUCCACCUGGCAGUUCUAAUACAUCGAACAAUUGGGGCGGAAACACCGUCAAUCGAUCUGUUGCUGGGAAUCCAAAUCAAAAUCAAAAUCAAGGACCACCUGGAAACCAAAAUAAUCCGGGUAAUGUGAGUAAAGUUAAUAAUCCCAAUCAACAAACAAAUCAACAAUCUGGUCCUCCGACAUCUCAAUCAAACAACCCUACCCAGGGGAAUCAGAAUAAUAACCAAUGGUCUCAGGGAAAGUCUAAUAAUCCAGGCGGUCUCGGACAAAAUCCGUCAGUGCAAAACAAUAAUAGUAGCAACGUCCAACAGCAGCAAUCUUCGGGUUCAAAUGCAAAUAAUAAUCAGUCAAACAAUCCUACUCAAGGGGCUGUGAGCAUCGGCAAUACUUCGGCGACUAAUAAUCCUUCUACGAAACAGCAACUCGAACAACUCAACACCAUGAGAGAAGCUCUCUUCAGUCCUGAUGGGUGGGGAUGUCAAAAUGUAAAUCAAGAUACAAAUUGGGACGUGCCUACUUCGCCUGAACCGAAUAUGACGAAAGAAGGCGUACCAAUUUGGAAACCACCGGUGAACAAUGGCACCGAUUUAUGGGAAGCAAAUCUUCGUAACGGGGGACAACCGCCGCCGCAACAACAGACUAAAACACCGUGGGGCCAUACUCCGGCUACCAACAUAGGCGGCACUUGGGGCGAGGAUGACGAAACUGCGGAUUCAUCAAAUAUGUGGACCGGUGCACCGACACCGUCACAGCCAAGUGCUGCUCAGUGGACUGGUGCUGCCGGUAAUCAAGCCGGUAUGUGGGGAGGGUCCAAUUGGGGAGAUCCCAGGAUUGAUCACAGAGACCCUCGAGAUUUGCGAUCUGUAGAUCCACGCGAGAUGCGUGAUCCUAGAGAUCACCGUAUGUCUCUGGAUCCCCGUGAUCAUAUGCGUGUUAUGGAUCCGAUGGCGCGAGAUCCGCGAAUGACAGAUAUGCGCGGUGAUCCACGCGGUAUAUCGGGUCGCUUACACGGCGCGAAUGCUGACGCAAUGUGGAGUCAGCCGCCCGGUCCACCGCAUCAUCAAAUGGGUCAUCAGCAUCCGUCCGGACCACCGGCUAAAAUGCUUAAUCCUUCUAAUAUGAAUCAAUGGGCGGCACCACCGCCUAAAGACAUUAUGCCUGGCAAACCAUCCGGAUGGGAAGAACCUUCACCACCGACGCAACGACGCAACGUGCCUAACUACGACGACGGCACUAGCUUAUGGGGAAAUCCGGCGGCUAAUCAGCGAGCUAUGCCGGGCAGCAAAGUGUCGCAUUGGAAAGACUUGCCUACACAGAAUUUGGCUCGUGGAGGCAUGCAAUGUCCACCAAGCAUGCCUCCAAACAGAAUGCCGGCACAACCUGGAAUGAAGCCGGAUGUGAGUAAUCCUAUGUGGGGUCACCCUGGUGCACCUACUGCUCGCAAUGGAACCUGGACGGAUGGUCCACAUGAAACCACAUCUUGGGACGAUCCUAAAACGCCGGCAACAUGGAAUGAACCGCAAUUGAAUCCCGCUGCCUGGGGAGGUCCAACCACGCACAAACCAAAACCAAUGGGACCUGGCGGCAGUUGGGGCGAUUCUGAUAUGGAUCCGACUCCUAGUUGGGCGCAUCCUGCAAAACCUACACUUACGAAAGAAGUUAUUUGGAACAGCCGCGAAUUCCGAUAUCUCUGCGAUUUAGGAUUUAAGAAAGAGGACGUAGAAUUGGCCUUAAGGAAUCGCGAGAUGAAUCGAGAAGAAGCACUGGAACUGCUCAAUCAAAUACGUCCUCUCGAUCAGUGGAGACGUCACGAAACACACUCAGGUUACGACCCAACUCAUCAAGCAACCACUGCACCUGCUUAUCCGCGAUUCAAUCAUGUGGCACAACAGAUGUCAUUCAGUCAAGGAGGAGGAGUGCCCAGUGCGGCAACCAGUGGGGGCGUAGGUGGUUCUGUGAGCAGUGCUAGUCUUCUCAAACUACAGCAGCAGCAACAGCAGCAGACAGCUGUUCCGCUACAGCAACAACAACUAAGUACUAAUGCGCCACAACCCCCCUUUAAUCAGACAUCUCGUACGUCACAAAAUCAGCCAAGUACGCAACAAUUGCGUAUGCUUGUACAGCAGAUACAAUUGGCUGUUCAUGAAGGUUACUUAAAUCACCAAAUUUUGAAUCAACCGCUAGCUCCACAAACUCUGAUGUUGUUGAACCAGUUAUUGCAACAGAUCAAAGUUUUGCAACAAUUGCAUCAGCAACAUACUGCUCAGAACUCGAUGAAGGGUAGCAAUCAGUCAACCUUGCAGCUUAGCGUACAGAUAACGAAAACAAAACAACAGAUCACGAACUUGCAAAAUCAAAUUGCGGUGCAACAAGCGACAUAUAUGAAGCAACAACAACAGCAUCCAGCACCACCGUCACAGACGUCAGAAUACUACAAAUCGUCUGUACACGAUCCUAUGUCAGCUCUACAGAACAGUUUCAGCGAUUUAACGAUGAACAAAGAACCACCAGUAAGUCAACAACAGUCGAGAUUGACUCAAUGGAAAUUGCCGUCGAUCGACAAAGACGGCGACUUGGUAUCUAACGAAUUUUCUCGUGCACCUGGAACUACGAGCAAACCUCCCACAACACCUGGUGGUCUGUCUCAGUCGCAUAGCAGCCCAAACAUUAAUCCAUUGCUAGGCCAAAGCGAUGGCACAUGGUCUUCUCGUCUUGGCGACAGCGGCUGGCCUGAUCCGAGUAACAGCGACUCAACCGAUGGAAAGGAUUGGCAACCAGGUGGUGCUGCGUAUACAGAUCUUGUGCCAGAAUUUGAACCAGGAAAACCAUGGAAGGGUACUCAGAUAAAAAGUAUCGAGGAUGAUCCUAGCAUCACUCCCGGUUCUGUUGUACGUUCCCCGUUGUCUCUGGCGACUAUCAAGGAUCCCGAUACUAUCUUCUCAUCGAGCAGCAAAACGUCUCCACCACCGCAAACAGCUAAUCCCGAUACAUCGAUUCCUAGUUUAAGUAACUCGACGUGGACAUUUAAUCCACCGGUUACUACACCUAGUGCGUUUACAAGCACUUCCAAGAAUACGUGGGGAGAGUCCGCUCCGCCACCAACUGCCGUGACCUCAGAACUGUGGGGUGCACCGAUAAAUAAAGCGCGCGGUCCACCCCCCGGCUUGAGUACUAAAGGAGCUACUAAUACAAGCAAUGGCUGGGGAGCCGGCUUAGGAAGUGUCAGUAGAUCCUCUAGCUCAUGGGGUCUCCAGUCGUCCACAGUCAGCAACUCCGCUUGGACGUCCACUUGGCUUUUACUGAAGAAUCUUACUCCACAAAUCGAUGGCUCUACUUUAAAGACUCUAUGUAUGCAGCAUGGACCCGUUCAGGACUUCCGUCUCUAUCAGAAUCACGGAAUCGCAUUGACGAAAUAUUCCUCUCGUGACGAAGCAAUGAAGGCACAAGGAGCCUUAAACAAUUGCGUCCUGGGUAACACAACGAUAUUUGCCGAAUCGCCUGCGGACAGCGAAGUUCACGCAAUUCUGCAGCAACUUGGCCACGGCGGACAGCAGCAGGCCGGCGGUUCCGGCGGGGCUGGUUGGGGCCUUAGACCAACUAACAAAGCUGGCCCGCCGACCGACACAUGGGGUGCCAGCUCUAGUCAGCUUUGGGGUGCUCCGCCUACCAGUAAUUCUCUGUGGAGUAACGCAGGUAUAGACAACAGCGACCAGCAACGAGCAACUCCUAGUUCUCUCAACUCGUACUUACCCGGAGAUCUUCUGGGAGGUGAGUCCAUGUAAAGAGAGACCAUCCGCCCGAAAUCUCAUCAGAUAAGUGAAAAACUUAUUGUAACACACAGUCCAAAGAUGCAGCUCGACAAAUUUCGUGAUGAGAGUAAAGGAUUAGUCCUUUUCCAAUCCUCUCCUUUUCUCCUCAAUGACUUCACGACUUAUUGAUCGAUGUCUCUGGACAAGGCGAGUAAUUCUCGUCGAAAAGAGGAAAAGGGAGAGGAAGGGAGAAUUGAAUGAAUGAAGGUUGCGAAAGAGAGAGAGAGAAAGAGAGGGAGAGAGAGAGAAGAAGACAAUGAGAUGGACAAGGUCUUCACGAAACGUCAAUUAUAAUAUUGCUAAGAAAUGCAAUUACUAUAACGAGUUACUUAAAAAAAAAAAAAAAAAAAAAAGAAAAAAAAAUUACUACCUUAUAUCCGCCUUUAAUAGAACAUGCGUAAGCAAACAAUCGCAGCGGCGUACAGCCAAAUUGUGCGGUAGAUAUCUAAUUUUACAUGACAAACUCAUAUAUAUACACACGUACACAUGCACACGCUCGUACUAACAAAAUAAAAGAAACAUUCGAAAGAAAAAAAAAAAAAAAAGAAAAGUACUUUCAAGUAUGUGAACGCGGUCGCGUCAUUAUUCCGAUAAGACUUGCGGUGUAUGAGAGAUCAAGCUACACAGAGACCAAUUACAACGGUCUCUUCGUCGACAUAUUGGUGCGUGUACUACAUUACACAAUCUGCCACGAUAUGUAAACGACGAAAAAAACAUUGGCGUUCUCGUCGUUCCAAGCCAAUCUAGUAGAAGCAUGUAAUUUCUAAUCUAAAAGAUGAUGCAGAGACGCGCAGAAGAAUGAAAAAAAAAAAACAAGAACUUAUUCGCUCUCUGCAGGUUUAUCAUAAUGGGGAGAGCGUUUUUUUCAAUGAAGAUUUAUCGGCCGAGGGUCUCUGAUCAGGUCCAAGAGUGUUCCAUUUUUGCUGGACAGUUCUGAAGACUGCAGCGAGUAUCAAAUGUAGACUGUAUCAAUCUAAUCAAAAGAAAGAAACCUUAUAAAAAGAAAUACGCAUUCGACGUCGCUGCCUAGUGUUCUGCCCCCCGCCCCCAUCGCACUCUUCGAAGAAAACCCCCUGAUCCCACGAACACGGAAGAAACGAAGAAUGCAGGGAUUAUCAGAUCAACUGGGCAACGACGCAACGAUACCAAAUGUUAUCGCAAUAACGUAAAUUUUAUUCUAUAUUAAAUCUAGAUGCCACCUGUCGUGCCAAUGUCCAGUGUGUCUCUUUACCAGUUAUUAACGUAGAGUUUAAAAUAAAGAAAACAAGCAAGGUAAACGAAAGGAAGAGACAGAAAUGAUGAAACGGCGAGAUGAUAUUUAGGAACCAAGUAUGUACUUGAGGAAGACCGAGAGAUUAAAGAAGUGCUUAACGAAUUGAAGCUAAACAAAAUAAAAAAAAAAAAAAAAAGCGACUGAAAAAAAUCAGGUUUACAGUAAAGUAAACAUUUGAAGAAGAGAGUAACGAACACUACGUAUCGUAUAUUGGUACGUGGCAAUAUUACGCUUCUCGUUGGCGAUCCUCGAGUUUUCGAAGAAAUCGCAAAUGAUCCGCGUAAGAUCGCAAGACGGUAGUAACAGCGAUGUUACGAAUGGAUGGCAUUUAUUACGGGCGCAUAUAAACUGUCGAGCAAAGCUCGGUGUAGGGCGAAUUUAAAAUUAGUUUUUCUCUUCAACGUCAAAGGUACCUGAACCUGAACGGACUGUCAAAACGACGAACAAGCGAACGUUAUUUAAAAAACAAAACAAAAAAAAACAAAAAAAAAACAAAAAAAAAAGACACUCAUGCACAACAAUUUCCUUUUACUUUCCGUUUUCUCCGUGUCAAGUGGAGAGUUUCGGAAGACGUUUCGCGUUUCGAUUUACUGGCGCAAUCGCGAACGACGAUGGAAGAGAGACGGCUUUUUUUCCUUCGCGAACUGAGACAGUUAGAAAAGAGAGACAGCAAGAGAAAUAUAUAAAUAUAUAUAUUACGUAUAUGAAAAAAAAACCGGAAGGCAGAAAAGGAACAAUCACAUCAGAUGAUGUUUUAGUGAGACACGCGCGCAAUAAAAGUGAACAACUUACAAUACACACAUACACACAUACAUGCUGAUCCUAUAACGUUUGCGGCGCCAUGCAUGAAAUUGUAAAUCUGCAUGCUUGCAAAUGUCAAUCACGCCAAGCUAAGGAAACGUACAUUAGUAGCAUUGGUCGACAAUGAUUCCGCCGCUUCCACACGAUCGGUCGAUUCUCGCGGAUAUGCCGGACCAUUUGUAAAAAAAAAAAAACCUUUUGACGUAAAAAAUCAAAAGAAGCAUUGAAAAUUUUUUUAUGUCGUUUGCCUUCCAAGAGAGAGACACACACAUCAUCAAAAAAAGAGCAAUGUUUCUCGUAUACUAAUAAUGUAAUAUAUAAAAAUAACCGGUGUGCAUCGGCUUAACGUAGACGCGCGAUUACAAAAAAAAAAAACAAAAAAAAAUCCGCGCGGUUCCGCCGAUCACGUCGCCUCGACUCUGUCGACCAGUGUACUAAAAAACAUUAAUGUCUAAUUUUAAUAUUUUCGUAAGACCGUGGAUUCGAUUUAAGAUAUUCAUAAUGAUUGUCUAGCAUAGAGAUAGAGUUCGAGGAGAAAAGCGGUAAAGAAAGCACGACGAUACGAUAGACGAUACGAUUGACGACCAUAUGAGCCCCCAGUUAAUAAUAUAAACAAAAGCAAAAAA